This is a messenger RNA of Clupea harengus (Atlantic herring), 6367 nucleotides long. RefSeq names its product cullin 5a (gene cul5a). Gene Ontology annotation, biological process: ubiquitin-dependent protein catabolic process. Lineage: Eukaryota; Metazoa; Chordata; Actinopteri; Clupeiformes; Clupeidae. The record is from RefSeq and is a predicted model, not a curated record. Gene Ontology annotation, molecular function: ubiquitin protein ligase binding. Gene Ontology annotation, cellular component: cullin-RING ubiquitin ligase complex.
UCAAAUGAUCUAUGUUUUGCUUUGCUAUGCUUUACUUAACUGCAGAAACUGAAAGGAGAAAAUAAAUAGCUCAGUUAUAUUCUCACAGACGUUUUAAAAAUGCACAGUCAGUACACAUGGAUGCAUAGAGGCCUUGGCUUUUCAAUUCAGUUGUAAAGUAUAAGAAACCUAAGCAGCCUCGAUGCAUUUACAUGACAGCACAAUCUGACAGCAUAACGUUACCUAAGCAAAGCUCGCGAGAUUGAACGAGGGGAUAAGUUGAGGAAAUAUGGCGACGUCUAAUUUGUUAAAGAACAAAGGGUCCCUCCAGUUCGAGGACAAAUGGGAUUUGAUGCGGCCAAUUGUCCUGAAGCUGCUUCGUCAAGAGUCUGUGACCAAGCAGCAGUGGUUCGACCUGUUCUCAGAUGUCCAUGCAGUCUGCCUGUGGGAUGAUAAAGGUCCUGCAAAGAUCCACCAGGCACUGAAGGAGGACAUCUUAGAUUUUAUCAAGCAAGCUCAGGCUCGAGUGCUCAGCCAUCAGGAUGACACUGCUCUCCUCAAGGCCUACAUUGUGGAGUGGAGGAAGUUCUUCACGCAGUGUGACAUCUUGCCCAAGCCUUUUUGCCAGCUGGAGAUCACUCUGAUGGGCAAACAAGGCAGCAACAAGAAAUCUAAUGUGGAGGACAGUAUAGUGAGGAAGCUCAUGCUGGACACCUGGAAUGAAUCCAUCUUCUCGAACAUCAAGAACCGCCUGCAGGACAGUGCCAUGAAGCUGGUCCAUGCAGAGAGGCUUGGGGAGGCCUUCGAUUCGCAGCUGGUCAUCGGGGUGCGGGAGUCAUAUGUGAACCUAUGCUCCAACCCUGAGGACAAGCUGCAGAUCUACAGGGACAACUUUGAGAAGGCGUACUUGGACUCCACUGAGAGAUUCUACAGGACACAAGCGCCCUCCUACCUGCAGCAAAACGGCGUGCAGAACUACAUGAAAUAUGCAGAUGCUAAACUGAGGGAAGAGGAGAAACGUGCCCUUCGUUAUUUGGAGACGCGGCGUGAAUGUAACUCUGUCCAAGCACUUAUGGAAUGUUGUGUGAAUGCUCUUGUGACGUCCUUCAAAGAAACCAUUCUGGCAGAAUGUCCUGGCAUGAUUAAACGCAAUGAAACUGACAAGUUGCACCUGAUGUUCUCGCUCAUGGACAAAGUCCCCAGUGGAAUCGAACCCAUGCUCAAGGACCUAGAGGAGCACAUCGUCAAUGCUGGACUUGCAGAUAUGGUAGCUGCGGCUGAGACAAUCACUACUGACUCGGAGAAGUAUGUGGAGCAGCUUCUCACUCUCUUUAACCGCUUCAGCAAACUUGUGAAGGAGGCGUUUCAGGAUGACCCGAGGUUUCUGACAGCCAGAGACAAGGCAUACAAAGCUGUUGUGAAUGACGCCACAAUAUUUAAGCUGGAACUGCCAACGAAACAGAAGGGGGUGGGCUUGAAAACACAGCCAGAGUCCAAGUGUCCAGAGCUGCUGGCCAACUACUGUGACAUGCUGCUAAGGAAGACUCCGCUCAGCAAGAAGCUCACGUCAGAGGAGAUAGAAUUAAAACUAAAGGAAGUGCUAUUGGUGUUGAAGUACGUCCAGAAUAAGGAUGUCUUCAUGCGGUAUCAUAAAGCCCAUUUGACAAGGCGUCUCAUCCUGGACAUUUCGGCAGAUAGUGAGAUAGAGGAGAACAUGGUGGAGUGGCUCAGGGAAGUAGGUAUGCCUGCAGAUUAUGUGAACAAGCUUGCCAGAAUGUUCCAGGACAUAAAAGUCUCAGAGGAUCUCAACCAAGUCUUCAAGGAGGUGCAUAAACACAACAAAUUAGCAUUACCAGCGGACUCUGUGAACAUCAAGAUCCUGAACGCGGGUGCGUGGUCACGAAGCUCGGAGAAGGUGUUUGUGUCCCUGCCAACAGAGCUGGAGGAUCUAAUCCCAGAGGUGGAGGAGUUCUACAAGAAGAACCACAGUGGCAGGAAGCUCCACUGGCAUCACCUCAUGUCUAAUGGGAUUAUCACGUUCAAGAAUGAAGUGGGGCAGUACGACCUGGAGGUGACGACUUUCCAGUUGGCUGUUCUCUUUGCCUGGAACCAAAGACCCAGAGAAAGGAUCAGCUUUGAGAACCUGAAACUGGCCACAGAGCUGCCGGAUGCAGAGCUUAGGCGGACACUAUGGUCUCUUGUUGCCUUCCCAAAGCUGAAACGUCAAGUCCUGUCCUACGAACCUCAAGUUGGCUCACCCAAAGACUUCACUGACAGCACGCUAUUUUUCGUCAACCAAGAGUUCUCCUUGAUAAAAAACUCAAAGGUCCAAAAGAGGGGCAAAAUCAACCUGAUCGGUCGUCUCCAGCUGACCACAGAGCGGAUGAGAGAAGAGGAGAAUGAAGGCAUCGUCCAGCUGAGAAUAUUAAGGACGCAGGAAGCCAUUAUCCAGAUUAUGAAGAUGCGCAAGAAGAUCACCAACGCGCAGCUGCAAACAGAGCUGGUGGAGAUCCUGAAGAACAUGUUCCUGCCGCAGAAGAAGAUGAUCAAAGAGCAGAUCGAGUGGCUCAUCGAACACAAGUACAUCAAGCGGGACGAGACAGACAUUAACACCUUCAUCUACAUGGCGUAGCGGAGCCGUAUCAGCAGACACUAAGGAGGAGAUUGACAACGAUGAUGAUGAUGAUGAUGUGGAGGAGGAUGUUGCCGGUGGGGGGUUCGUUUGCAGUAGGAGUGGGAUGCCUUCUGGACCCUGUACUAACUGCUGGCUCCCUCGUCUGCACCCAAAACGGGCUGGUUUUAAGAUCAACAGUUACAAUUCAUUAUAGCCAGUGGAAAAAAACAACAACAAAACAAUCCCUGCCUUAUGUUACAUUUUAGCAAGAAAAAUGAACCAGGGGAUAAAUGUUUAGCGAAAAAAAGAAACACAAGUGAUAAAAAGAAUUAUUAUUAUUAUUAUUAUUAUUAUUGUUCAUUUUUGUUUUUGCCAAUCGGUAAACAGGAUGCAUGGUGGACGGUUUGCCGUUUGUGUGUCUACAUCUUCUUCAGCAUGCUGUCCCAUGGGAGCCCUUUCCGUUCAUUGCAGGACUUGUCCGUGCUGUUUUUUGGACAAACGCCCCGUCCCCAUACAUCCCCCCACCCCCAUCGCUCCACCCACCUGGCCGUCUCUCCCCAGCCACCGGCCACACCGGCACCUGUCCCAGCACACAUCCCAACACAAAGCGGCACUGAAGAAGAAGCGUAGCCACCCCACCCACUGACGAUGUCACAGAGAAGAGCACCCCAUAACAGCCUCUGACGUCACUCUGUUCCCCAGGAAAUAAAAAGAAAAGCAUACAGAAAACGACUAAGAUGAAAGCAUCAGCACUUUUCACUUGCUCACAGUAUGUCUGCAUGGCUUUCUUUGGUUUGUUUGUUUGUCGGUUUCAUCCUUUGCUUUUUUUCUGCAAGAUUUUGUUUGGUUUGUUUGUUUGGGUUAUUUUUUAUUUUUUUUUGGUUUGGUUCUUGCCAACGCUUGAUUGGACAGCUGUGGGUGUGAAGUGCUUUACAUCAUCAUUGGAGAUCUGCUGCCCAAUAGCACCUAAUUCAUCAAACAGAGAAAACCCUGUUUCCACAUGGAUAAGUUUUGUUUGUUUGAGUGUGAACUAGCCAUUCACUGUCAUUUGGAUACAAACCAAUGUCACGGUCAGACAUAACUUUAUCAUGGUAUAUUUACAGUUUUAACUCUCAUUUUAGGUGAAACAAAGGUAGUCAUUUUUCUGAAAUGGUUACAUGUACUCCUCCCAGCUGUCACUUUCCAGAGUGUGUGGUGUGCAAAUUGAGUCCUCAUCUCAGACCCAAUGUAAAACCAAGUGUAUUGCCAAUUCUGCCUGUGUUGCAUAGCAACUGAGAAGUGAGGCGCAGGUCAUUUGCUUGAUUAAAUGUUUGUUACAACUUUUGAAUUUUGCAUUUAGAAAAUACAAAAUUACGAAUAGAACUGAGGUUUGGGGUGGCACUGAGUGUAAGUGACAACUGCGUCACAGAAAUGCUUAAUAAUAACACAAGGAUUACAUCUGACCUUGGUACGAGAGUGUGUCCCUCUUGACGUGGUUAGCAAAAGGAAAAGAAAGCACUUCUGAACCUAAUGGCAGAUGUAUCGGAGAUGGUGCAUGGAGUUUGGAAAAGUUACUGCCUAUCACUUUGAUGAGCAAUGUGGAGAUUCUCUUGUCAGCGGUUUAUGUCCUUGUGUGAUCACACAUUGCCAAAAGUAAAGUUCUGCGCAGUCACACCAUUUCUACAGAUCACGUGAAGGAUGGCCUAUGCCAGCUUUUACUAAUCUUAGUCACUUCAUGACACAUUUUUUAGAUGUUUCCUUAUUCAUCGUGUCAUUUGUAACUCAUCUCAGUCAAGCUGCAAUCAUUUAAGGAGGAAGUAGCCAUUGUUAUCCACCAAUGUUCCAUGUCCCAGAUCUAAAAGAGAUUCUCUCCUGGUUAUUUAUUUAUUAUUUAUGCCAGAAUCUAUGUGUGAUUGAAUGUUUGAUAAAGAAUGAGUGUAGCCUUUUACUACAUGUUGCCUCUUAGGGUUGUACAUAAUAACUUUGAAUUUGUUUCAAUGAAAAAGGUUGGGAAGGUUGCAUAGUGAACACUAGCUCUUGCAUUUCGCAGAGUUUUUUUGUCUCAAUGAUAACAAAAGUGACAUGUUCUGUGUGUCAGUGAGAAGAAAAAAAAGAUGACAACCUUUUGUUAUAAUUGUCAUAAAAUAUCAAUGCAGAAGUUCACCAGCUUUUGUUCUGUUUUUUGUUCACUUCAAUUUUUAUUAUUCCGUGUAUGGGGAAUAAAACGUCCCUAUAUACAGUUACGAUUUCCUGUACGAUUUGCAGCAGUUUUUUGUGAUUCAGCACAUUCAUUACAUUUUUUUUUUACAUUUUAGCCCCCAAAAGCUUAGUCUGCUUUGCAUUAUAUUUAUAACCAUGAUUGGUGAAUUAAUAACACAUAUGGACAGUAUGAAGUUAAACACAACUGUAUUUCUGUGCUGACAAUGGAAUGACAAAUAACUUCAGACUCAAGUUCCAUUGCUGUUACAAGUUGCAGUCAUUAAACAGUCCUGUUCCCUUCUUCAUAGGUGCAGUGCAUUUUGCAGUCAAGGAAUGGAAAUGGUGUGAGCCUACAGUCAUGUAAUUCUGCAGGAAUGAUUAAAAGAUGGUUUCUCUAUGUGCAUACAUGUGUAUUCUGUGCUUCUUGUUUCUGGUACAGAGGGUUUUUUGCACAUUUUGUGAGCCUUUGCAAAUCAAAACACACCAUGAAUACCCGAAACACAGAAUCAAGAAGCAUAGAUUAACAGCAACAUUUUAAAAUAUAUAUAUAUUUUAAACAAAUAUUCAUUACUGUAGGUUUAAAAGCAAUUUAGCACUUCCUUUUUAACGACAGAAACAAACGACAUGCGUUUCUCCAUUCGUUUCUCUUUGAGGUUGAGACUAAGCCUCAAACCCAUCAGAUCUUGAUGCACUCUUCAUGCAUUCUUGUAACUUCCCAAACUAUCUGUGCACCAUAAUGUUUACUCUGCCUCUUGGUCAACCCAGUGUCAUCUCAAACUCAGUGUCAUCUCAAACUGCCCCCUCCCCCCCCCUGUCAGAUAAUGAACAAGCACCACAUGUUUCUCAGUAUGAUUCUGUUUCCUCUGGAUAACUUCAAUUUGAUUCCCAGGUGCAUCUCAUUUUGGCAGCAGAAACAAAUCAGUGCUCCUUAGUAUUUGGCAGCAUAAUGGUCAUAAUGAAUCCCCUCCUGUGUGUGUGUGAGAGUGUGUUUCUUAAUACCAUCAAUCACAUUCUAUUUUUACAUUGUAUUUUAGGCCUAAAUAUUUAAAUUUAAGUUCUUUUUUUCUUUUGGCUGUCAUGUUUUGUCAUUUAUGCAUUGAAUAGAUAUAUUUUUAGACAUACAAAAAAUAUUCCAUGUGAACUGCAGUAAGUGUUAAGAGGCACUAUUCGUCUUUGUUUUUUUUUUGUUGUCCCCCUCAGUUUGGAAAAUCUCAAUCUGGUCUUCAUUUCUUUAAAAGACUGGAAUGAAAACAAGCAGGCAUGACUGUUUCAUCAGAUCUAGGGUGAAACCACAGGAGUGAAGUCCCUGCCACUGAGCAUAGUGACAUGUAGGUUGGGAAGCUGAGUGUGUAGCCUUGUGAGCUUGUGAGCUGAAAACUUGAAGUAAAAUCUUUCAUCAUUAUAUGCGUUUAUCAACUGAAUGUGUGCCACUACUCAGCAAGGACUUAAGCCGUACAGUGUUUGAAUGGAUGUUUUCUCUUUUUCUUCUUUUGCAGUCUGGUUGACCUACUUUGAUGUACUGCAUUUUUUUGAAUGAGUUACUUUUUUAAGUUGUAUAAUUUAUUUCCUGGCAAAUAAAAAAGGUCCUGUAAAGAG